Messenger RNA from Xenopus laevis (African clawed frog), 1915 nucleotides. It is a transcript of the gene bcas4.L, whose product is annotated as breast carcinoma amplified sequence 4 L homeolog. The record is from RefSeq and is a predicted model, not a curated record. The transcript has 5 exons. Bases 31 to 1722 code for a protein of 563 amino acids. NCBI's taxonomy places the organism in Eukaryota, Metazoa, Chordata, Amphibia, Anura, Pipidae.
AUCAUCGUAGCGCGGGUUUACUGCAGCAGGAUGAGCCGAGAUGGGGAGCAGAGGAUGAAGGACCGGCUCUGGGGCUCGGCCAGCUGCUUCUCUUCCAACCCGGAAUCUCCGCACAGCCUUCAGGGCAGAGGGAUGAGGGAGAAGGGUGGUAGCAGGGAUCUGGGGGGAGAGCCGGUAGGGGAGCCGAUAGGGAGCAGGUGUGAGAGUCAGGAAGUGCUGCAGGGAUUUAGAGAUGCGCAAGCAGAUAGUGGGGUGCAGGGAAAGAGUGGGGUGCAGGGAAAGACUGGGGUGCAGCAAGAGAGUGGGUUGCAGGGAAAGAGUGGGGUGCAGGAAGAGAGUGGGGUGAAGGGAAAGAGUGGGGUGCAGCAAGAGAGUGGGGUGCAGGGAAAGAGUGGGGUGAAGGGAAAGAGUGGGGUACAGCAAGAGAGUGGGGUGCAGGGAAAGAGUGGGGUGCAGGAAGAGAGUGGGCUGCUGAAAAAUAAAUGUUUGCAGGAACAGAGAGGGGUGCAGCAUGGUACUGGGGUACAAGAUGUUAGAGAGGUGCAGGGAGAUGGGGGAGAGCAGCAGGAAGAAGGGGUGUCUUGGAUGGUAAGAGAGGGAAAUGCACAGAGAUGUAGUGGGGAGCAGAUGGAGGCAGGUGUGCUGCUGGGAGGUGAUAGAGUUCAGAAUAGGUUUGGGGUGCGGGAAGGGAGAGAGGUACAGCGGACUAAUGAGGUACAAUUUGAUGUUGGGGUGCAGAAACAGGUAGAGAGUGUUAGACAUAGAGUUAGGGGGGAGGGAACUAGAAUGCAGGAAGAUGGGGUGCAGGAAGAAGUUUGGGGGCAGGGAGUUGGAGGGUUGCAGUGUAAUAGAGUGCAGGAAGAUGGGGUAGAGGAACAUUUUUGGGGGCAGAGAGCUAGAGGGCUGCAGUGUAAUAGAGUGCAGGAAGAUGGGGUAGAGGAAGAAGUUUGGGGGCAGGCAGCUGGAGGGUUGCAGUGUAAUAAGGUGCAGGAAGAUGGGGUGCAGGAAGAAGUUUGGGGGCAGGGAGCUGGAGGGCUGCAGUGUAGUGAGGUGCAGGAAGAAGUUUGGGGACAGGGAGUUGGAAGGCUGCAGUGUGAUGGGGUGCAGGAAGAUACAGAGGAGCAGGUCGCACAGAAACAAGUCAUGGUUAGACACCAACACAGAGAUGAUGAGAUUCCAGUAGAGGACACAGUGGGGCAGUGGGGGGCAACUAUGCACAUUACACAGGAGAGGGGAGCUGGGGUAGUACAUAGGCACAGUGUUGUACCAAGCAGCCAGCAGUAUGCACUGAUCCUCACCGCAGACAAUAUCACAGAGGUGGAGGAGUUGGAAGAUUCCAUAGAGGAGAUGCUGGUGAGGCUGGACGAGUUCUGCGCUAUGAUGGAUAUGAUUCGAAGUGAAACAUUCCAUAUCAUGGAAGACAAAAUCCCAGAGAUUAAGUGCAAAGCAGAAGAAAUGAACAGAAUAUACACGCGAGUUGAUAAAUUGGAGGCAUUUGUGAAGAUGGUCGGGCACCAUGUUUCCUUCAUGGAGGAAGAGUUAAUUCAAGCAGAGAACCGGUACCUACCUUUCCCACAAGUCCUUCACAGAAUUCUAAAAGCAACACCUACAUUUCUUUGGAAAACUGGGCCAAAAAAGCAGAGUAUUUAUGAACUUCCAAAGAUGUACAGGACAGAAGACUACUUUCCCACCACUUCCACCCAUCCUAAUAAACGGAUGUGAAUCGACAAUCCACCGGUCAAGAGGAGUCAAGGAUGUGAUGGACUGGAAAAUGUUUAAACAAAACAUGGAAAAACUUUAUUUUUUAAAAGUGAAAUAUUGCAACUGUGGGCAGAAUGAAAGUAUAAACAAGGAGUCAUGAACAGGGCCAUGUAUUAUGUUUUUUUGUGGUUUAAAUUAAACAAAUGCAGAGAAA